Molecule: messenger RNA, 1146 nt
Organism: Formica exsecta
Lineage: Eukaryota; Metazoa; Arthropoda; Insecta; Hymenoptera; Formicidae
Exons: 3
Coding region: 208-771 (187 amino acids)
Source: RefSeq, a predicted model, not a curated record
UAAUGUAGAAGAGAGAGAAAGAGAGAGAAAGACGGCUCUUCCAGUCCAUAUAAAUCAGCCAUGCGUCGCUGAAGAGGUUAAGAGGCUGGAUUCUUGCCAUGUACACCGUACAUGUCUGAUCCAACAGUGCUAAAGGUCGAAUCUACAUGACUAAAGCGAGAGAGGCACGGGGUUGUUUCAUCCCCGCAGUACGUCUUAAGGAAGAGGAUGGCCGAGGGGAAAGAGGAAAUAGACGCCCCUCCUGAAAUUUAUCGCACUGCGUCGUUGGCGCAGUUAUGCGAAGCUCCUCGCGGCAGGAGGCGCUUGUCAUCGACCGUCUCCAUCGUCCUCGGGUACUUUGUUUUAGCAUUCCGCGUCCUUUGUUCUUUCAUAAGAAGAUUUGAAGCCUCAUCGUCAUUCCAAGAAAUCUUUCUCCAGCCAUCGCCUUUAUGCGGCACGACGCGUGUUCGACCAAAAACUACCGAGAGGAAGACGAGUAUCAUCCUCGAGGUCCUCCAAACUCCUCUUCGUAAGCCUAAUGUGCCCAACCGACUGGGAGGAGAAAAUGGAAGGCACAACUUAAGUGUCUCUCAGAGUGAAGCCAGACAGGGCCGCGUUCAAAGACUUUCCGAAGUCGACUACGCGAACAUUUAUGCCGGCCCUGAAGUAAGAACGUCCUCUUGGGCACGAGGAAGAGCUUUCGAGGAAAUUGUGGUCCGGGCCUCGCGUAGUAAGCACAGACUGCGAAGCAAUCGUCCUAAUUGCCGGCGGACUAGUCGAAUGCAAAGUUAAUCAUUCCAGACGGACGCGUUGCUUCGCGGCGAUUCGUCGAGUUACCACUAUAGAACGAACCGAUCUAGGUAAUACGCCUUGAUUACUUCUGCUUUUCGUAAAGAUACCACGAUAUGAGAAAAAAUAAUUUAUAUUAAGAAUAAACUUUGUAAUACCAUUCUUAGAUCGAUGGAACUAUUCUUUCAUUGUGUAUCAGAUUUACAUUAUGUUCGAUUAUUAUCAAUAUAUUAAUUUUACUUUAAUCUUGACAUUUUCAUUCAUACAUUUUACAUCCCCGAUUUUCUCCAAAAUGCCGCGUUGAAAUAAUCUAGAAUAAUUAAAAGCACGAUGUGUGUGUAAUAAUUAAUCUCUUAGAGAUGACUUUCCCUCCAAAGA